Molecule: messenger RNA, 4225 nt
Organism: Pelodiscus sinensis (Chinese soft-shelled turtle)
Lineage: Eukaryota; Metazoa; Chordata; Testudines; Trionychidae
Gene: ZNF711
Product: ZFX family zinc finger ZNF711
Biological process (GO): regulation of transcription by RNA polymerase II; regulation of hemopoiesis
Cellular component (GO): nucleus
Molecular function (GO): DNA-binding transcription activator activity, RNA polymerase II-specific; RNA polymerase II cis-regulatory region sequence-specific DNA binding; metal ion binding
Source: RefSeq, a predicted model, not a curated record
GCUCGCGCCCCGAUUCCUAGCCCAGCCUGUGAUUGGUGCAGGCCGCGGACCUGGCGGCCCCGAAUGCAAGGCCCCUGCGGCCCGCCGACCCUCAGCCGGGCCCGAGCCCGCUGUACGGCGCAGGGACCCGCACAGCUAUUUGUGAAAGAGCUUAGCUGACUAUGGAUCCAGGUGGUGGGAGCCUUGGAUUGCAGACACACGAGUCCAAAAUGCCUCACACUAUGAUUAUGCAAGAUUUUGUGGCUGGAAUGGCUGGCACUGCUCACAUUGAUGGAGACCAUAUUGUUGUAUCAGUUCCUGAAGCUGUACUAGUUUCUGAUGUUGUCGCAGAUGACGGGAUAACUCUUGAUCAUGGUUUAGCUGCUGAAGUUGUCCAAGGACCUGAUAUCAUCACUGAAAAUGAUGUUGUAACAGAAGGUGUAAUUGUUCCUGAAUCUGUAUUGGAAGCUGAUGUUGCUAUUGAAGAAGAUUUAGAUACCAGUGAUCAUGUUUUGACUUCUGAUCUAAUAACAGAAACUGUUAGAGUUCCUGAUCAGGUUUUUGUGGCUGACCUUGUUACGGGUCCUGAUGGACAUUUGGAACAUGUUGUGCAAGACUCUGUGUCAGGACCUGACUCGCCCACAAUGGUUUCAGAAGAAGUUCUUGUAACUAAUUCAGAUACAGAAACUGUGAUUCAAGCAGCCAGUACUGUUCCUGGUUCUACGGUUACAAUAAAAACUGAAGAUGAUGAUGAUGGCAAGAGCACAUCUGAAGACUACUUAAUGAUAUCUUUGGAUGAUGUUGGAGAAAAAUUAGAUCAUAUUGGAAGCACACCUUUAAAAAUCAGCUCUGAGGUUUCACAUGAUGAUGUUUCUAAAGAUGAUGGGUUUGGUUCAGAAGUUAUAAAAGUGUAUAUAUUUAAAGCUGAAGCUGAGGAUGAUGUGGAAAUAGGAGGAACAGAAAUUGUCACAGAGAGUGACUUUCACAAUGGACAUUCUGUUGCUGGCGUAAUUGAGCAGGGAGGUGUUGGCAGAAUGCAGCGAGAGAAGAUGGUUUACAUGGCUGUUAAGGACUCUUCUCAGGAAGAUGAAGAUAUUAGUUGUGCUGAAAUAGCAGAUGAAGUUUAUAUGGAGGUCAUAGUAGGUGAAGAGGAAGCAACAUCACUUCCUGACACACAACUUGAAGACUCUGGUGUGAAUAAAACUUUUGUUCCUGUUGCUUGGGCUGCUGCUUAUGGAGAUGAAAGGAGGCUGCCCAGAAGAUAUGAAGACUGUCAAACAGCAGGAAAUAACUUGGAUACACGAUUAGAAAACAAAAAUGGUAAUGCAGCACAGUACCUGCAAAUCUGUGAUAGCAUUAACACAAAUAGAGCGCUUAAACAAAAAGCCAAGAAGAGGAGGAGGGGAGAAACCAGGCAGUGGCAAACAGCUGUUAUAAUAGGUCCCGAUGGUCAGCCCUUAACUGUUUACCCUUGUCACAUAUGUGGGAAAAAAUUUAAAUCCAGAGGAUUUCUGAAGAGGCAUAUGAAGAACCACCCAGAUCAUAUGAUUAAGAAGAAAUACCAGUGUACUGACUGUGACUUUACAACUAACAAAAAAGUAAGUUUUCACAACCAUCUGGAAAGCCAUAAACUUAUAAACAAAGUUGACAAAACUCAUGAGUUUACAGAAUAUACAAGGAGAUAUAGAGAGGCAAGCCCAUUAAGUUCUAAUAAGCUGAUACUGAGGGACAAGGAGCCUAAACUACACAAGUGCAAAUACUGUGAUUAUGAGACUGCAGAACAGGGACUGCUCAAUAGACAUCUGCUUGCAGUUCACAGCAAGAACUUUCCCCAUGUUUGUGUUGAGUGUGGAAAAGGAUUCCGUCAUCCAUCUGAGCUUAAAAAGCAUAUGAGGACCCACACAGGUGAAAAGCCAUACCAGUGUCAGCACUGUGUCUUCAGAUGUGCUGAUCAGUCCAAUCUGAAAACACACAUAAAAACCAAACAUGCAACUGAUUUACCUUUUAAAUGUGAGCAUUGUCCCCAAGCAUUCACGGAUGAAAAAGAACUUCAGCAACACACAGAGUUAUUUCAAGGACAUAAGACUCAUCAGUGCCCACAUUGCGACCAUAAGAGCACCAACUCCAGUGACCUGAAACGACACAUUAUUUCAGUUCACACAAAGGACUUUCCCCACAAAUGUGAGGUGUGCGAAAAAGGCUUCCAUCGUCCCUCUGAGCUCAAAAAGCAUAGUGAAACUCACAAAGGUAAAAAGAUACAUCAGUGUAGGCACUGUGACUUUAAAACUUCAGAUCCUUUUGUUCUUAGUGGGCAUAUCCUCUCAGUUCACACCAAGGACCUGCCUUUUAAAUGCAAAAGGUGCAAGAGAGGAUUUAGGCAGCAAAAUGAACUUAAGAAGCACAUGAAGACCCACAGUGGAAGAAAAGUGUAUCAGUGCCAGUAUUGUGAAUAUAGCACUACGGAUGCAUCAGGCUUCAAACGACAUGUAAUAUCAAUACACACAAAAGACUAUCCACACAGGUGUGAAUACUGCAAAAAGGGAUUCCGUAGACCAUCAGAAAAAAAUCAACACAUAAUGAGGCAUCACAAAGAGGCCAUAAUGUAAUAUAUAAUGUUGAGAAGGAAGCAAUUUAAAAAUGGUGAUAUGCUAAUUGGGGAAAAAAAUCUCAUGAACUGUUUCUCCUGGUUUCAAAGCUUGAUAUUAAAUCAUAACUUUACAUUCUUUGUAUUAAAAGUCUUAAAAGUAUUAAGGUUGACAGGGAUCUCAUAGUCCUAUGAUUGUUGCUUCUCAGAACCUAAAAGGCAUGAUAGAAUGCAGAAAGAUGAAUGUCUGAAAGGUUGGAGAAAGAUUGCUGAAUGUCUUCUAUUUAAUAGUAUUAUACAUUGUUACGCUACAAAAAAUGAAGCUGAUUGUGUUAUCCAUUUCAUCAGUAACAGCAUUUGUCUCCAGUAUGAAAACCUUUCAGAUGUGGGGUUAUUUUUACAAACUUUUCGUCAAGGCAACCAAUUCUAACUUCUUAUUCCGUUUUAAAAAGAAUAUAAGUCAAUCACUUGGUCAUUAUGUUUUUAAAUUGUGCCUGGAAAUCGUAUUCCAGAAUUGGUCAACUUUGGGGGCUUCUCCCAUUGUUUUUUUGUUUGUUUUUUAACAUUUCACUGGGAAACCUUUUUGUUUCCUUUAUUAGUUUAGGUUCAGUGAGUAAUUUUUAAACAAAACUUUCAAGAGCUGCUAACCUAUUUUAUGGCAGGAUGUGAUGUUAAAAAUUUUGCAUUAUGUUACAAGCUCAGCGGUGGUGUUCUGGUGCUAGGGUUAAAACAUGUAUGUAUAUAAUUUCCCUUUUUUAUCUGAAACUGCAGUUGAAUGUUGUUCAGUAUGGCACAUGACAAAUACCUUUGGAUCUGAUUUUUUUUUUUUUAAAGGAAAAAAUGAAUGCAGCUAUUAGUCUUGUCUUGACACUUUUUUCCUACUACUUUAAGAUCUUCCCUAAAAAGAGUAUUAUAAAAGUCACAAUAGUUUUCUUGAAUAAAAAUGCAAAAUACUUAGAAGUUCUUUAGGUCAGUGUUUAUAACAGGUAUGUCUAUUACAGUCCUACCUGCUAAUAUAAAAUUUUCAACCUAGGUAUAAAAGUGCACCUUUUAAUCAAUUCUUUACAAAUCUCUACCAUACUAUAAACAUGCAUUUUCAGUCUGCAAGAAAGUAUAUAUGCAGUAUUUAACCUGAAAAAUAUGCUGCCACUAGAGUUUGGAGGUGGAUCUUCAGUUUACAGUGUAUACAUUUAAAAUAUGCAUCCCUUUAAACAAUGCUUUGUGUUAGCAUGCUGCAAAUCAAAUGGCGCUUACUAUAACAAGCUGGUCUAGGGCUAUUUAAUGAAAAACCUGCUCAUAAAUGUUAUGCAUAUAAUGUGUACUUUUUUACUUUUAGUUGCUUCAUGUUUGCACACAACUCUUCACAUGAUAAAUUGUAACUUUACCUCAUGCUAUAUUGUGGCUUUGUGUUUCAGAUAAUGAUCAUAUUUUGUUUUUGCACCAGAUGAGAAUCAGUUCCUUGAGAAUAAAUUUUUUUUUAUAUUUCUAAACUUCAGAAAGCUAAAUUGGGAAAUCUCUUAGAAAAAAUAAGUGUUUUAUGUGGCUGUAAAAAAUUAUGUACACGCUGUAAAAUAAGAUUGUCACUGUUACGUGGGAUUAUUAUUUCUUAAUGUGUUACUCAUUGUAAUGAGCAUACAAUAAAACGCAUCUCUUGCACUCCAA